Molecule: messenger RNA, 2114 nt
Organism: Parasteatoda tepidariorum (common house spider)
Lineage: Eukaryota; Metazoa; Arthropoda; Arachnida; Araneae; Theridiidae
Biological process (GO): central nervous system formation; innate immune response
Cellular component (GO): extracellular region
Molecular function (GO): Toll binding; growth factor activity
Source: RefSeq, a predicted model, not a curated record
AGGGGAUGGAAGAACUUGGGGAGGAACUCGGGGAUCUCCUCACCUGAGCAAGAGAAAAAGCGAGCGUGGGACGGUGCGGCGGUCUGACCGCGUUAUCCGUGGGCGUAUUAAGUCCCACAAAAUACUCAAUUCGGCCGAAAAAGCGCGCACUCUUGUUUCCUCCCAGCGCACACAACAUGCAAGCUGAAAUAAGGAUUCUUUUAACGCUUCUACCGCUGAUAGCUUGUGUCUACUCCAAAUCUCUAAACGCCCGUGGAAAUGCAUGGAAGUCAGGACACAAAAAACAUAGGCACAAUACAGAAUUCGCUUGGGACACGGCACUUAAGAAGCGAGAACAAUUUUACAAUACAAUUCCAGAUGAAUGCUGCCCAUCUGUCACAGAAAUAUUCCAACCACUUGGCGGAGUUGCUAAAAAUGGACGAUUUCUGGAGUUGUACCGAGGUCAAAAUUCGACGCAAAGUUUUUACCAAACAUCCUGUAAAGAAGGCGUUAAAGGUAAAGCAUGCAAGUAUGUGCAGCAUAACCAUCAUGUGCACUCCAUGUGUGUUCAGAGAUACACGUACACUUAUGCAUUAGUGCGAGAAUUCAAUUCUGAUUUACCUUGGCGAAUGGAUUACAUUAGAAUACGUAGUGCGUGUACUUGUGAAAUACGAGCGCGAGUUCCAGAUGAUUAUUUUUAUGAUAGAACUCUUGGCUCAGAAGAGGAAUUUUGAUAAAGUCUUGUUGUGUUUAGGCAAAUUAAGACGCUCAAUAGCGUUUAUUGUAAAUCUAGUCAAUUGUGUGAAUCCUUGCAAAAGAAGUGAACGCUGCAAUGACGAGAAAUAUGCCGCAACUUUUCGUACCCGAAAACAUAAUCGAUAAUAAAACCCUAUUGAUGAGUGAUAAGUAUUUCGUUUAGAAGCUAAUCAAAUUUCCUUUUCAUAGCAUCAAAGAUUCUUUUUUUUUCGCGUUACAUGGCACCGAAGAAGUAUAACCCGAAAAUUUUAAAUUCAAAAUCUUACUUUAUAUUCAGGACUGUAAAAUUAUCUUUUGAAGUUUUAGAAACAUGAAACACAUUUUUUAAAUUGACAUCCUUAAUAUUUAGUACUAAGCUGAUUACUAGUUUUUUUAACGGAAAAAGUUAAUGUUAUAGCUUUUACUAUUGCCAGGACUGGAAGAAUGAACUUUAAUUUUAAAUUUCAAUUUUGAAGAUGUGACAAAAUAAAAAAAAAUAAAAAUGAAUAUAAAAACGUUUUUUCUUUUUUUUUGCAGGAAAUAAAAUCGUAAAAAAUUAUCCAAGGUUAAAAAAAAAUUUCUGAACUUUCUUAACAUCAUUAGUUAAACUCGAUUUGGCGCCUUUUCAAAACCUUGUUGUCAAUCAAUCGACUUCAUUCUUCCAAAUUAAAAUGUAACAACUUUCAUAAUUAAAAUAUUGCGCACAAUUUCAUUUGGUAACUAAAUCUUAUUUAUUAAUCUUUUUAAGAUGAAAAAUUCGAUAAUCAUUAUUGUCAAUUCAGGCGUUGAUCAGAGAAAAAUAAGUGAAUACCACUUGAUUUAGAUAAUUUUGUGAAGUUGUUUAAAUUUAUUCUUAAAACACAAUGGAUAAGUAAUGAAACAUUUCGAAUAAAAAAUUAUUAAGAAGAAUACGUCAGUAUUUACUGCUAUUUGUACCUAUAUUCUCUAAUUUAGAAAAUUCAAUUUUCUCAAUUCAAAAAGCAAGCAAAAUGCUUAAAGAGAUUGGUGUAGUCAAUUGUUUCGAUGUUUAUGGAAUAUUUAGUAAAUUUUGCGGCGUUCACUUUUACGUGUUUGUAUUGUAUGAAAAAAAGCACAAUUCCAUUACUCAUUGAAAAAAUUUUAUUUUUGUGUUCGUUUAUGUAUUUAUAAACUAUUCAUUAUUUUUAAAAUACUAAAGAUCUGAUAAAUGUUCCUACGUUUCUCUUUGUAAACAUUCUUAAGUAUUAUGUCAUCAUAGAGUGUUAAGGUGCAAAUAUUGUGUUAAACGUAUGUUAUUUAUUUUUGUGUGCAAAUGGAAUUCCUACGAUGUAUGUAAAAUGGCUGCUCAUGACUUUUUUUUUUAAAACUUCAUAAAAAUGUUGUGUAAUCUAUUUAUGUUUAUUAAAUAAUUUUAACCUCAA